Molecule: messenger RNA, 2308 nt
Organism: Teleopsis dalmanni
Lineage: Eukaryota; Metazoa; Arthropoda; Insecta; Diptera; Diopsidae
Exons: 3
Coding region: 99-1142 (347 amino acids)
Source: RefSeq, a predicted model, not a curated record
CAAACAGUUAAGGUUGGUGAGUGUGUGUUUAAAGUUCUUUUUUUUUUUGUUUUUUCUUAAAAGAUAAUUAGUAAUAAAUUCACCAGGCGGAUUUUAAGAUGAAUAGGUGUUUUAUAAAUGAUACACCUCUUAGGACUCUGCUAACAUCGUGGAAUUGUGAAAAAUUAGUGGAACAUAUUGAGAAUGAAAGCAUUGAUAUUGCAGAACUGGAAAUGAUGAGAAAGGAACACGUUGUAGAACUUUUACGUAAUUACCGUAUGGGUAUUCGGAUUCGGUUUGAAUAUUACUUCGAAAAUUGGCGACGUAGUAUAAACAAGCCUGUUGCCAAUAUUAGUACGGUUUAUAUGAACACACCUCCAAGUGAAUCUAUAUAUAAUGAAAUUCAAUUUGGCUAUGAACACAAUUCGAAAUUGAAAGAAUCAGUUAGUAUUGGCGUAAAUACUGAUCCGGUCGAAACAAAUAUAAUAUCUCUUAAUCUACCUCCUCCACCAUUAUUAGCACUUCCACCAUCCAUUAAGAUAGUACCGAUAAUAAAUAAAAGUUUGGAAGUACAAAAACCGAAAGAAGUGCCACAAAAAUCAAAAGUUGACAUUAUGGACUUCUGUCCACCAUCUAACACUCGUAGAACAAAUAAAGUAGUUAGUAUACCAAAAUUUUCGGUAUUAGAUAUAUUGAAGUCUGCAGGAUUUAGAGGCUUCGAAAUACUUGAAUCCUAUAACCAAAAUAAAAUUAUGACACCUGAACAUCGCAGCACACUUAUGACUUUGAUGGUAGAACAUUUCAUAAAGACUAAUGAACAUUUAUCAUUACCCGCUAAUUAUGAGAUAGAACGACAGAUUUUAGAAUUGUUUCCAACUGAAAAGCUUAGGUAUUAUCGGACCGCAAGGCGUGGUAAAAUUUAUAUCAGAUACUAUAAUUCCAAAUGCUGCAAAAAACAAAGAAAUAUGGAAAAUAAAAACACUCAAUCCUUUGUUCCUUCAACUGUCAACGAAAGUGAUAUCAUGGAAAAUGUGAGUUUGCUUAGUGAUGAUGCAACCCAAGAAUCUGAUGUAUAUAGCGAACCUACAGAAUUUGAGGAAUUUAAUAUUAAGACUGAAAAUGAUGAAAAUGAUAUGGAAUAUAUCAUAAGUGACGAAGAAUAAUAUACAUUCCGCUUAUUUGUAUAGUUUUAUUUACACUAUGUGUAAAACAUAUAAAUUUGGAUAGUGUUUGAUUAGUACAAUGAUUUAAAAAACUUGAUCAUAUUUCAGCGUUGUAACUAAUUUGAUGGAAUGUUGAAAACCGUUUUUGAUUUCAUCGUUUUGAAUGAAUUCAUUUCUAGUGAUGAAAUUCACUUUAAUUUAAAGAUUUGAAAAUAAUCAAUGGUGAAAAUGAAAACAAUGUCAAAUCUGUGAUUUUUUGUCGAAGCUGUAAAGACAAAGGAGAAGUUUACAUCACCUGCUGCGUUAUUGCUUUGAUGACUUUUUAGAUUUUUAGACUGACUUCAUAAAUCGAUGGAUGGAUCUUCAAUAACAUCCCAAUGAGAUAGUUGGCAAACUCUAUAUUUAUCUUUACGAACAUUCCAAUGAGAUAGUUGGCAAACUCUAUGAUAGCAUCGAGUUGGUUUUCAAUAUUGUGAUGUGGGAGAGAAAACAUUCUAUAAACGAUAUCACGAUGGUCCGGUAGAUGGUCUAAAUGUGUUGAUGGAAACACUGUGCAACAGAAAUGAAGUCUCUUUUUUCUUUUCUAAUGUUUAAGUGUUUAACAUUAAUAGGAUUGCAUAAAGAAAAAUUCUUAUAAUUAUUAAGGUUGUUUAUUAAGAAAUGUUUGAAAAACACCACUUUUGCGGAGGAAAGAGAGGAAUUUGACAAAGGACGCCUAAGGCAAAUUUUUGUAUCUAUUUAUUUGUUGCAAAUUUGCCGAAGUCAUAAAAUUUGUGCAUUUUAAUUUAAAAACCACAAUUAUAGUAUAAUUUUAUAGUAUAUUGCUAGAAAUUUAGAUGUCUAGCAGAGUAAUGUGGUGCAGAUUUGAGCUCAACAGCCUCAAACUAAACUAAAACCGUUGAAAAAUUAGAAAAUAGAAUUUGUUGUCCUACAGUGUAAUUAUAUGGGCUUCAAACCUAACCUAACAUUAUUGCCCUAAAUUCUGUUGUUGAUUUAAUUAUUUUUAUAUAGCGCUGUUUGUUAUUGUAAUCUAAAACAAUAUUUUGAGAGUUUUAAAUAUCUUCAGUAAAGGAAAAUUAAUGUCAUCAAGUCUAGAGAUAAUCUUAUUUCCUUAUUUGAUGAAUGGUCAAUUAUGUUUGGCGUCUCUUUUAAAUAGAUGAUCUAGU